AUGCGGUUGGUGGUGGCAGCGUUGGUGGCCACAGUUUGUCUGUUGAUCCCGUCAACGAAAGCACAAUGUCUUCCUCCAUUCACAAUGCCAUGUCUUCCUCAAUUGCCUCCACUCUCACUACCGCGAUUCUCAUUGCCGAACUUAUUUGGCAAUCCUUGUUGUCCACCACCUUGCCCUCCACCCUGUCCAUCUCCAUGCAGCAGUCCAUGCGGAAAUCCUUGUGGAGGUCUUGGUCUUCCAGCAUCGGUACCUAGCUUCGGUGGUGGUUGUGGUGGUGGCGCCCCACUCGCUCCUUCAUCUCCCCUUUAUCCAUCACCUUUCGGCGGUUUAGGAGGUUUCGGUGGAGUUGGUGGAGUUGGUGGAGUCGGCGGAGCUGGUGGCUAUCAGCAGCAAGCCCUUCAACCCCCACCUUUUGGACCACCUCAAUUGACUCAAGUUUACGCGAGCAGCGGUUCACAGGGACAGACACCGGUCGGUGCAUCGGCUUUGACUGCAAACAAUCAAGGAAAUGGAGCUACAGGAGGUGGUAUUGGACAGGGAUACGGAAACGGUUUCGGUGCUCAAUCAGAAGUUGGAGGUCAAGGUGGAGUUGGAGGCGCAGGUGGCGCAAGUGGCGCAGGUGGCGCAGGUGACGCAGGCGGCGCCGGAUACGGAAAAAACGGAAACACAGGUGACGGGUAUGGAGAUGAUGACAGACAACAGGAUAAUGAUGAUCUCUCCGCGCCUCGCGUGAGGCCAAGUCGUCCAAUCAUUCGACCAAUCCCGAAAAAGCCUGCUGGAAACAAGCCGCCACCAGUUCAUGUGCCGGAUGGUGGAGACGAGUAUGACGAUAUUGCUGAUAGAAACGGUAGACCAAAUGCUGGUGGAAGCGACUACAACAAUGAACGACCAGGCUCAUCAGGGUCAUCGGGACCAUCUGGGUCAUCGGGACCAUCAGGAUCAUCGGGACCAUCAGGGUCAUCGGGACCAUCUGGGUCAUCGGGAUCAUCUGGGUCAUCGGGACCAUCUGGCCCGUCAGCUCAAAAGGGAGAUGAUUAUGACGAUAGCGCUGACACGGAGACGGCAGUGCCAACUAAAGAAUCCGUCGGCUCGUCUGCGUCUGGACAAACGAACUCUGGAUCGUCGGGUGGUCGUCCGUCGUCGUCCUCAAAUAGCGGAGGAUCUUCUCGACCAUCAUCAAAUCUGCCGCAUACUCCUAGCCAGGCUAUCGUCCCUGAUUCAUCCGAUGGCUUUCAGGGUGGAGCUCAAGAGGGUGGAAAUGAAGAUUACGGAGAUGAAGAGGAACAGCUAGCUGCUACAACCACAAAACGGCCUUUUGUCGUUCCCCAAUCGGCAAACAAGGACAACGGCCGAUCGGGCAGUAUCGCAGUUCCUUAUCAACUACCCAGAGGAAAAAGUGGAGAGGACACCAGCCCAAGUGCCCACAAAUCUGUCGGUGACGACUAUGAAGAUGAGCAGAACACGGGUAACCCUGAAAUCCCGGAUAUUACUGAUGACGGUGGUGCUAACUCUGGAUCAAACCCUGCUCCUUCAGCCACAGAAUUACCAAGUGCUCUUCAAUACAAACCCACUCCUCCAUCCACGAAUAUUGUCGCAUCUGCGGGUGGACCGGUUGAGAACGAAAACCAUGGAAAUGAGAACGAACUUGGUGACUAUGAUGAGGUACCCGAUGGCCCUAGUGGAACGGAUGCUGGCUCAAAUGGACCUUCUGGAUCUGGUACUGACACUAGUUCUUCGGGUUCAUCGACUACAAACAAUGAAGGUGGACCAUCAAGCACUGGAUCCUCUACUGGACCAUCAUCUGGUUCAUUAUCCGGGCCGACUUCUGGAACAAGUGGCUCUACUGGCCCUGAAGCUCCAUUGAGCCCACCCACUGCUCAAGUGAUGCCAAACAAUAUGGGCCGGACUCCACCCGGGCAGCAAGCCAGUAAACCCAAAAAUAUUGAUGACAGUUUGGCCGGAAUUUUGACCGACUAUGGAUCGGGAUCAUCGGAGAACCAUGGAAGUGGCGAGAAAAAGCCAAGCGGAUCGGAAGGUAAAGGAAAUGAGGGACCCGGCGAGGCUGGACCGUCCAAUAACGACUACGACUCGGAAACCAAUGUUCCAGAGGAAGAUGGACGGAAAUCAGUCGUCACUGGCAAAGCUGAUAGCUAUCAUUCAGGCACGGGACCCGUUUUCGGAGCUGGAAAGACUCCUACACCGCCUGUUUCUCCACCAAUCGCCCAUGUUGGUCCAUUCAAAGCAAUUCCUGCUCAAGAAGUCGGCAAACCAGGCAGCUAUGAGGAGAACUCGAUCCCAGUGAAUCCCCCAGUUGACAAUUCGUUUGGAAGAGAUGGAGGUGAGCAACCAAAUGGAGAGAAUACGGGAGAUGGUGGAAAUGGAGAGUCACAAGAGGCUGGAGGCACAGCCGGGUCGGGAUCAGAUGAUAAGCAUGGACCUGGAUAUGGAAGUGAGGAAAACCCAGGAGCUGCGCCUUCUGGAAAUGGAGGAAAUGGAGGAAAUGAAGGACAGAGUGGAGGAAAUGGAGGAAAUGGAGGAAAUGGAGGAAAUGGAGGAAAUGGAGGAAACGGAGGACAGAGUGGAGGAAAUGAAGGAAAUGGAGGACAGGGUGGAGGAAAUGGAGGAAAUAAAGGACAGAGUGGAGGAAAUGGAGGAAAUGGAGGACAGAGUGGAGGAAAUGGAGGAAAUGUAGGACAGAGUGGAGGCAAGUCAACUGAUGCACCGCGUCUCACCUAUGCCGAAGAACCCUAUCCCACUUUGGCCACUGGAGCACCCACCGAGCAACAAACUGUCCCACUACCGGAGGAAGCUACUACGAGAGCUCAACAUCCAUCCACCGAUGACUCGUACGGAAAGGACGAGAUUGAAGCCACGACAACACAGGCACCAAGCACCACCCGACACACCGUCGGCCCACCAGCCACCCGACCCACAAAACCCAAGCCUUUGAGCACACAAGCAAUCCUCUCCGCCAAAAUCCCAAUCUCAAAAGCUUUGCCCGAGGCAUCAACCAACGUUACCCAAUCACCUGCACCAGUCACCGAAGAACCAUACGGAAGUUCGGCUCCAGAAGCAACCACUAGGAGAGCGCCACAAACACCCGUUGCACAAAGCACCCAAAGUACAGAAGUGUCGACUAGAAGAGCUACACAAUCACCAGCACCAAGUACCGCAAGUGCUUAUUCGCGAGUCGCUACUGAAUCCACAAGAGCCACCGAAGCACUCACACCAAGCACUAGACCGGCUGCUGUGGUGACCGCUACGAGAAGAGCCUCACCACCUGCUUCCUCACAAAGCACUCGUGGUCCUUAUUCAAGGCUUUCAACUCAAGUCCCGGUUGCACAAAUCACUGAGGCACCAGCACCGAUCACCGAACAGCCACAUAGUGUUGCUGUGACUGAAGCGACGACAAGAAAAGCUCCACCCUCUUUCGCACCACCACGCACCCCGCCCAGCACUCCACAGCCGGCUAGCCGAUCACCGGCCACUCAAGUUACGCAUGCUCCUCAUCCAGCGAUCACUACUGAAGACUCUUACGCGAAAGUGAUGACCGAGGCACCGACUCAAACCAGUCGUGUACCACCAGUCACUCAGAAACCAUCUACCAGAAUUGAGACUCAAAAGUCGAAAGCCACUGAGACACCAGCACCGAUCACCAAGAAAGAGCCUUUUAAGCCUGCUGCAACUGCUGCCCCAGCUAGCCAAGCACCACUUCCACCACCCGCACCAAUCACUCAAAAACCCUACCAACCACCAGCAACAGUUCCUCCAUCGGCUAGUCAAGCUCCAAUUCCACCUGCACCAAUCACCGAAAAGCCGGCAAAUCGAGUUGGACCAGUGGCUCCACCUAGUCGAGCGCCAUACCGUCCACCGCCUCCACCAGCACCUGUCACUGAGGAUCCCAAUGCUAAAGCAGUUACUAAGGCACCAGUCACAGCAGCACCAUAUGUUCCACCCACACAAAACACCGCAGACUCGUACGCAAAAGUGGUUACCGAAGCUUCGACCACACAAGCCCCUCAACCUCCAGCUCCGAUCACUGAGGAUUCGUACGCGAAAAUCGUUACUGAAGCUCCGACACAAGCUACAAAAGCACCAGCACAACCCUCACCGUCACCCGUUUCUGAGGAUUCUUAUGCAAAGAUUGUUACCGAGGCCUCAGCUAGUUUAGCACCCUAUGUAGCACCCGCCGACAAUACUGAUGACGCGUACGCUAAAGUCGUCACUGAGGCUUCAGUUCAAGCCACCAAAGCACCGGCACCCGUUAUCGAAGAUUCGUAUGCUAAAGUUGUUACCGAAACUCCGGCUAGCCUAGCACCUGACAACACUGACGAUCCGUACGCUAAAGUUGUCACCGAGGCACCGCAGCCAGCCACCCAGCCACCAGCUACUGAAGAUGUUUAUGCAAAGAUUGUGACAGCUGAAGCACCAGCACCAGCACCGGUCACAGAAGAUUCUUAUGCAAAAUCAGUCACGGAAGCACCUGCUACAAAAGCACCUGCACCAGAAAACCCGUACGCGAAAGUGGACGCCGCUGAAGAUCCAUACGCAAAAAUGGUCACUGAAGCACCAAGCACACAAGCCACCCCACCACCCCAACCAGUCACUGAAGACGCCUAUGCUAAAGUGGUUACCGAAGCUGCACCUAGCCAAACUAGCACUAAACCAACAGCACUAGUCACCGAUGAUUUCUAUGCUAAAACAGUCACCGAAGCUUCGAUCAAUCAAGCACCUCCAGCCACAGAAAGCACCGAAGAUUCAUAUGGAAAGAUUGUCACUGAAUCGCCAAUCACACAAGCCCCAACAACCGCCGCUGCAACUGCAGAAGACUCGUACGCCAAAGUCGUAACGGAAGCGCCGACCACCCAAGCUUCAGCCGCUGUAAAUGCAGUUGGUGCAGGAGAGAAUGCAGAGAAAUCGGCACCGACUCCAAUCGAUCACGUCGAUGACCCGUAUGCGGCAAUGGUUACUGAGAGUCCGACUACUACUCAAUCUUAUGUGGCUGAUCGACCAUCGGGAGCGCUCGCCAGUUCAGGAUACGAUCGAAACGAUAUGCAUCCUAUUGAGUAUCCCAAACCGCUUAAGGUCGAUCCCCAAUUGGCUCAUCAAGCUGCAAAACUCGGUUACAUGUUCCGAUUCCGAAGAUAUGCU
Messenger RNA from Mesorhabditis belari, 5151 nucleotides. NCBI's taxonomy places the organism in Eukaryota, Metazoa, Nematoda, Chromadorea, Rhabditida, Rhabditidae. The record is from the annotation of a GenBank genome assembly.